This is a messenger RNA of Adelges cooleyi (spruce gall adelgid), 1944 nucleotides long. It is a transcript of the gene Reps, whose product is annotated as ralBP1-associated Eps domain-containing protein 1. The transcript has 12 exons. Gene Ontology annotation, biological process: endosomal transport; endocytosis. Gene Ontology annotation, molecular function: protein binding; calcium ion binding. Bases 283 to 1713 code for a protein of 476 amino acids. Lineage: Eukaryota; Metazoa; Arthropoda; Insecta; Hemiptera; Adelgidae. Gene Ontology annotation, cellular component: plasma membrane; cytoplasm. The record is from RefSeq and is a predicted model, not a curated record.
AUUUUUAUCAAUUAAUAGCUAAUGAUAAUAAGUAAAUUGUUUAAUUGAUUCUUGUGCAUUGUACUUGUCUAGUCUUCUCGUCACUCGUGUAUCGGUGUAUUCUUGUACAGCCCAUGUACAUGUUAUAAAUCUUUGAUUCGACAAACGAAUAAUUUAUUUUCGAUUGAACUUAACAUAAACAUCAUUUACAUGGCAAUCAAUUUCAGGUGUCUGUUGUAUCUAGUCGUACACGUAUGAUGUUUUUGUUAUUUUCUAAAAAAACGACAGUAUUUUGUAUUUAUCAUGACAGACAGCCAAACAGUUAUCAUAAAUACAGAGCAUGAUGAAAAUGUGGAAAGAGCUCAUAAUAGUUCAACUACAGAAGCGUCGAGUACAGCCAGUGAUUCGCCAACGCCUACUAAUAGUGUUCAAGAUAAAAACUGGACACAUUGGCAUGGCCCUGCUUGGGGUGAUGAACAACGACAGUUAUUAGGUACAGAAGAAGAAGCAGAUUCAUCUGAUUGUGACACUGUCUCUACAGCUAAUAGUGUUGGAAUAUGGAGUAUGAAUGAAGAACAGAGUAAAUAUUAUGAAGAACAGUUUGCAUCAUUACAACCUAACCCAAAAGCACUUUUAGCUGGCUCAGUGGCCAGAAGUUUUUUCGAAAAAUCUCGAUUACCAUUACACGAACUUAAAGAAAUUUGGCAACUAUCGGAUGUAACUAAAGAUGGAGCGCUUUCAUUAGCUGAAUUUAAAUUAGCCAUGCAUUUAGUUGUUCUAAGACGUAAUAACAUUACACUUCCUAAAAAACUACCGCCAUCAUUAGUGCCACCAAACUUGUCUCCACAAAAAAUUGACAUAUCUAAUACUAAUAUUGUAUCGCCAACUAGCAGUAUCAAAAGCAAAGAAUGGACAAAGUUCGUUGAUUCUCCAACAAGUUCUUUAUCAUCACCUGGACCAAAACCGGUAAAUUUUGAUUUUCAAAAAUCUUCUGUUGAACAAGAUCCAAAAAUACUUCAUCCAGUUGCUGUUCGUGUUACACCAGGUAUUGAUACAUGUUUAGAGGACCAAGAAAUAGAAGUGCAGUCAAAUAAUGCUGAAGACUUUAUAUUAAUAAAAGCAAUUCAAAGACCACAAGUAAAAAAACCGAGUCAUAUUGGACCAGGAGCUAUACCACCUCCUCCUUUACCUACAUUUUAUGGAGAUGAUUUGAAUUCUGGACCAGCUAGUUUACCAGUAAUGACAUUAAAAAAAGAACCUCCUCCACCGCCACCACCACGACCAUAUCGUUCACACAUGCGAAGUUCCUCUCUUGAUCUCAAUAAGCUUGGAAAAAGUGUAGUUGUCAAUUCUGCUCACGGACCGCCUGUUGUCCCGCCAAGAAUAACUCCUAGUCCGGAUAAAAAUGGUGAAAUUAAUGGAUUGAGACAAAACAAUGAAAGGACUGAUUCAGGUCAGUUUGCUGAUUUCGCUCAGUGUCCUGGUGCUUUUCAAGUCUACAAGAAGCCACUUUCUGAAUCGCAAAGCAAUGAAAACUCUUCUACUGCUGAAUCAGAAGUUCUCAGUUCUCGGCCAACAGACAAUGCUGUAUUUUGCAAGUUAGAAGAAAGAAAUGCUCAUUUACGUCUAGUCUGUCAAGAUCUACAAAAUCAAUUGAGUGAGCUACGGGAAGAACGUGCUGGUUUACAAUUGCUCUUAGAUGCAGUUCUAAAAUCUUCACCACCGUCUUUUUAAUUUUUCUAUGUUUUAAACAUACCUUGUGAUUGUUUUUUUUUUGCUAUUAAUACCUCUUAAACAAUGUCAUUUAAAUCAUUUUUUUCCUUGUAUAACCUUUAUCACAAAUUUUAAAAAACUAUUAUUACAUAAUAUCGUUAAAUUAUUUAUUUUUAUAAUAUAUUUAGUUUAUACUUAUUUAUUAUAGUGGAUUAAUUGAUAAAAAUUAUGGAAUGUUAUUUUAUACCAUUA